AGAGAGAGGGCUCGGGGCCCGUCCCAUCGGGGGCGGAGUGGGGGAGCUUGCACAGCAAUGUCGGGGGGCGCCCCGAGCUAGAGGCCAGCCGAGGACUCGAGUGCCCCAACCCACCGGCCGGCCCGGGCCCCCCUAGCCAUGCAGAAGAGCGUGCGCUACAACGAGGGGCACGCCCUGUACCUGGCCUUCCUGGCCCGCAAGGAGGGCACGAAGCGCGGCUUCCUGAGCAAGAAGGCGGCCGAGGCGAGCCGCUGGCACGAGAAGUGGUUCGCCCUCUACCUGAAUGUGCUCUUCUACUUUGAGGGCGAGCAGAGCGGCCGGCCCGCCGGCAUGUACCUGCUGGAGGGCUGCAGCUGCGAGCGGGCGCCCGCCCCGCCCAAGGCGGUGUCUGGGGCCGCGGGGGGCAAGGACGCCCUGGACAAGCAGUAUUACUUCACUGUUCUCUUUGGCCAUGAAGGCCAGAAGCCACUAGAACUCCGAUGUGAAGAGGAACAUGAGGGUAAGGAGUGGAUGGAUGCCAUUCAUCAAGCCAGUUAUUCAGACAUUCUGAUUGAGAGAGAAGUGUUAAUGCAGAAGUACAUCCAUCUAGUUCAGAUCGUAGAGACAGAAAAAAUUGCAGCUAACCAACUCCGACAUCAGCUUGAGGAUCAAGACACUGAAAUUGAAAGGCUUAAAUCAGAGAUUGUUGCUCUUAAUAAAACCAAGGAACGGAUGCGACCAUAUCAGGGCAACCAGGAAGAUGAAGAUCCAGACAUCAAAAAGAUUAAAAAGGUUCAGAGCUUUAUGCGAGGAUGGUUAUGUAGAAGAAAAUGGAAAACCAUUGUUCAGGAUUAUAUCUGUUCUCCCCAUGCUGAAAGUAUGAGAAAGAGAAACCAGAUUGUUUUCAACAUGGUUGAGGCUGAGUCAGAGUAUGUGCAUCAGUUGUAUGUUCUUGUUAACUGUUUCCUCCGCCCUUUAAGAAUGGCAGCGAGCUCCAAGAAACCUCCAAUUACCCACGAUGAUGUCAGCAGCAUUUUCCUCAAUAGUGAAACAAUCAUGUUCCUCCAUGAAAUAUUUCAUCAAGGACUAAAGGCAAGAAUUGCUAAUUGGCCUACAUUAAUUUUAGCUGAUUUAUUUGAUAUUCUACUACCGAUGCUUAAUAUUUAUCAAGAAUUUGUCCGCAAUCAUCAGUACAGCCUUCAAGUGCUAGCCAAUUGUAAGCAAAACAGAGAUUUUGACAAACUUUUGAAACAGUAUGAGGCCAACCCUGCCUGUGAAGGGAGAAUGCUCGAAACUUUUCUGACAUAUCCCAUGUUUCAGAUCCCUCGGUAUAUUAUAACACUCCAUGAACUUCUUGCUCAUACCCCUCAUGAACAUGUGGAAAGGAAGAGUCUGGAAUUUGCAAAAUCAAAACUAGAAGAACUCUCAAGGAUAAUGCAUGAUGAAGUGAGUGAUACUGAGAACAUACGGAAAAACCUUGCCAUAGAAAGAAUGAUAGUGGAAGGCUGUGAUAUAUUGUUAGAUACCAGCCAGACUUUUAUUCGACAAGGUUCUCUCAUUCAAGUCCCUUCAGUUGAGAGGGGGAAACUUAGUAAAGUUCGCCUGGGCUCAUUGUCUUUGAAAAAGGAAGGAGAAAGGCAAUGCUUCUUAUUUACAAAACACUUUUUAAUUUGUACAAGAAGUUCAGGAGGAAAACUGCACCUGCUAAAGACAGGUGGUGUUCUUUCUCUCAUAGAGUGCACCUUGAUUGAGGAGCCAGAUGCAAGUGAAGAUGAUUCAAAAGGCUCUGGGCAAGUGUUUGGACACCUGGAUUUUAAGAUUGUGGUGGAACCUCCGGAUUCCGCUCCUUUCACUGUUGUCUUGUUAGCGCCUUCUCGCCAAGAAAAAGCUGCUUGGACAAGUGACAUAAGUCAGUGUGUCGACAACAUUCGGUGCAAUGGCUUAAUGACAAUAGUAUUUGAAGAAAAUUCCAAAGUGACUGUGCCACAUAUGAUUAAGUCUGAUGCCCGUCUUCACAGAGAUGAUAAAGAUAUCUGUUUCAGCAAAACAUUAAACUCCUGCAAAGUGCCCCAGAUUCGCUAUGCCAGUGUGGAAAGGCUCUUGGAGAGGUUGACAGACUUGCGUUUUCUCAGUAUUGACUUUCUCAACACCUUUCUGCAUACUUACCGUAUCUUCACCACAGCAGCAGUGGUCCUGGAGAAGUUGUCUGACAUAUACAAGAGACCCUUCACAUCUAUCCCUGUUAGGUCUCUGGAAUUGUUUUUUGCUACUAGUCAGAACAAUCGAGGUGAACACUUGGCAGAUGGGAAGUCACCACAUCUGUGUCGGAAAUUCUCUUCCCCACCCCCAUUGGCUGUAUCCAGAACUUCUUCGCCUGUCAGAGCCAGGAAGCUGUCAUUGACUUCCCCCCUGAACUCAAAAAUUGGAGCCCUAGACCUGUCUGCUUCUUCUACGACUGGUGGUCCCACAUCGACUUAUAGCCCUGCUACAUCCCCACCGCCCCACACUGGUAAAGUACCAUUGGAUCUUAGCAGAGGCCCUUCUUCUCCAGAACAAAGUCCCGGAUCUCUAGAAGAGAAUUUAGAUAACCCCCGCAUGGAUCUGUGUAACAAGCUAAGACGAAAUAUUCGAAGAGCAGUUCUAGAAACUGUGUCCGGGGAUCGAACGAUAUCUGAAAGUACUCCAGCCGCGGAUGUAGCUGAACUUUCACCAUGCAGAUCACCUUCGACUCCACGACACCUGCGAUAUCGUCCACCUGGAGGACAAACAGCUGAUAAUACCCACUGCUCCGUUUCUCCUGCCUCUGCUUUUGCUAUUGCCACAGCUGCUGCAGGACAUGGGAGUCCACCAGGAUUUAACAACAGUGAGAGAACCUGUGACAAAGAGUUCAUAAUACGCAGAACAGCUACCAACCGAGUACUGAAUGUUCUCCGUCACUGGGUCUCGAAGCACUCACAGGAUUUUGAACUCAACAAUGAACUAAAGAUGAAUGUCCUGAAUUUGCUGGAGGAAGUCUUAAGAGACCCAGACCUUCUACCCCAAGAAAGGAAAGCCACGGCCAAUAUUCUAAGGGCCCUCUCUCAAGAUGAUCAAGAUGACACCCACCUCAAAAUGGAGGAUAUAAUUCAAAUGCUUGACUGUCCUAAAGCGGAAUGCUUUGAAACCCUGUCAGCCAUGGAACUUGCUGAACAGAUCACACUGUUAGAUCACAUAGUGUUCAGGAGCAUCCCCUAUGAAGAAUUUCUUGGGCAGGGUUGGAUGAAAUUGGAUAAAAAUGAAAGAACCCCCUACAUUAUGAAAACCAGCCAGCACUUUAAUGAUAUGAGUAACCUUGUGGCCUCCCAGAUAAUGAAUUAUGCUGAUGUCAGCUCCCGGGCCAAUUCCAUUGAGAAAUGGGUUGCCGUUGCCGAUAUCUGUCGAUGCAUGCACAACUACAAUGGAGUGUUGGAAAUCACCUCAGCCUUAAAUAGAAGUGCAAUCUACAGGCUGAAGAAAACCUGGGCCAAAGUCUCUAAACAGACAAAAGCUCUUAUGGACAAACUUCAGAAGAUUGUAUCUUCAGAAGGAAGAUUUAAAAAUCUCAGAGAAACACUCAAAAACAAUUGUAACCCCCCUGCAGUCCCUUAUCUUGGAAUGUACUUAACGGACCUGGCGUUUAUUGAAGAAGGAACGCCAAACUUCACUGAGGAAGGCCUUGUCAAUUUUUCAAAAAUGAGAAUGAUAUCACACAUUAUCAGGGAGAUACGCCAAUUCCAGCAGACUUCCUACAGGAUAGACCACCAACCAAAGGUCACUCAGUACUUGCUGGACAAAACUCUCAUCAUAGAUGAGGAUACACUAUAUGAGCUGUCGCUAAAGAUUGAACCUCGACUCCCUGCUUGAAGAGCCAGCUUUGCCCCUGAAUCUACGGAGAACGUCCAUGUGAAGAGACCAAACUGUGCCUGCCACACCUGCACAAUGGGUGGGGAAGGGAUGAGAUUUCAAGCUCCAUUCUUCUCUGACAAACACUGAGGCUACCAGAAAUUCUGUCUCAAGCCAGGAGAGCAGAGCUGUUUAGGGUGCAAUGCCAAUGCUUCAGACUCGGGCAGGAGAUUGGCAAAGUUGUUACUUUGCAAAGCUAGAACAGAAUUUGCCUCUUCAAAAAAGGCCUGAGUAGAGAAAGAAGGCCUUUGUCACACUGAGUGGCGGUUGGUAAUUUCAUGGGGGUAAAAUCUGACUCUACCAUGUUCCAUUAAGAGCAUGUGGGCAGAGAGAGAGAGAGAGAGAGAGAGAGAAAGAGAGAAAGAGAUGUUUCUCUGGCAUGUUACUUAACAGGGAACAUCUACUAACCCAACCUUAGGAUAUAUAUGCUUUCAUUCCAUUCACUUUCAAACCAGUAAGAGCUUCACAGAAAAAUGUAGUCAUCUUGGGUGGGAGGUGCCCAGCCCCUAAACUGUUUCCGUUUUUAUAGCAUGUGCACUGUUUCAAAUGUAUGGAUCAAUAUUUAUCGUUAAAUAAUCUAACAUUCUGAAUUCAUCUUUUCAGUCUUUGGGCAGCUGUACAGGAAGAGAAAGGUGAGAGUGGGGAACACAGGGGACAAAAGAUGAAAUAAACAUGACUUUAUAAAUUGUCCUUAGACCCAGAGAGCUAGCUGCUUCUAGUGCAAGCCUGAAGCCCAGUGUGUUUCUCUGGGAUCCACUCUCUCGUUGUCAGAGUGGCCAGGCCCCAGGUAGCUAAAAGAAGGGACAUCCUAAGUCCCAGUUGUCUGCUUGACUUCUCCGGGAUCAGAUGCUCUGGAUGCUGAUGAUUUUACUGUCAGCUCAGACACCUGCUCUUGACCAUUGUCACCCUGAGAUCUCUUCCUUUCCUCCUUCCCUCCCAUAACCCCACUGGGGGAGCUGCUAAUCAAGCCUGAAAGGCAAUAAGUUCCUACAAAGAAGACUGCAGGAAUGGUGUGUUAAAACUUUUAAAUGCAAACAUUUGCUUUAGAAAACAUUGUCUUUGCUCAACAUCGACUCUGCUUGUUUUUUUUCUGUAUUUCUACCCUGGUAAUGUAGGAUUCUGUCCUGGUAAGGAUGCCUUUUGUUUUUAAAGGCAAUUGAAUCCUGGAUCAUGGGCAUCUAUGACCAGAGAAGAUUUUUUGAGUAAUAUUUUUAAAGCCCUGUGCUACCGCAUGAUGGCAAGUGGAAGCCUCCCUGGGCAUGCCACACUUCUAGUCUUCUUCCAGGGUUUGGCCUAGAGUAGCUGCAGGAGAAACAGGCCCCAUCAGGCAUCCCUAGUGCCCAUAGGGAAACUGAUAUAGGUUAUAGUUAAGCUUACCUUUCCCCAAACUAUCAGCUAGUGAAGAAAUAAGGCUUUGUUACUGUUUACCUCCCUUCUUUUCUUAGGGAGACAGCUGUUGUAUUUAAUUACAAAGGAAAGGAAAAGAAAGAGAAAAGGAUAUUGUUACCCUAGCCUUCUGCAUCUGACAUUAUCUCUAAGAGUCAUGAAGCUUAUUAAUGCUGACAAUGAAGAAUUGAUCUUUUGGGCUUGAUUUUUUUCCUCUUUAUUUGCACUUUAAUUAUGUUACUAGAGCUAACAGCUGUCCAAUAAAUUCCACUCACAGUCUCUUAAGACCCAGUGGAAGGGCUAACAUUGAGGAUGCACCUUUUGUGGCAGUGAAUAUCAUCAUGUUUUCUGUACCUCAAGGACCAUCUCUGUAAAUAACUACAUAGCAAAACAUCAAAUAAGUACUAGCAACUCAAUUUAAAAUCUUUGAAGACCUUUCCAGAAGCAUCUUCAGUAGUUCUGAAUUAACUAGCACGAUAACAUUAUACCUGAGAAGAGUCAUUUAGAGAUGUUCUAUUUUUCUUUUAAGAAAAAAAAAUUGCUUGUCCUUUAUAGUAUGAAAUAAGAGGCUAAUGCAUCCUGAUGCAUGAUAAGAAGCAUGGGUUCUUUGGAUAACGAUAACAUCCAACUGUGUAGUUCACUUAUCAAUUGUGCAUAAUACAGAAUUUGAAAUUAACAACUGCCAACUGCAUACAAUACUACAGAGUCAGCAGUGGAGAAGGUAAAUAACAGAUUGCCCCAUUUUUGCCUAGAAACAUACUCUUGCUGCUUGCAAAAAAGGAUAGAAUUGAGUAUAUAAGAAUAUAAAAUGAGAGGCUGGCAUAUAAUCUAGUUACUGACUAAAUAGUGAUGGGAUAGGAAGAUAGGCUGUAAACUGUCAGUUCUGCCCUAUAGUGCCAGAGAGCCUCCAGCAGUGAAGGAAGGACUGACUGUGUGCACCCAUCACAUUUUUCUCCAGAUUUCCCAUCUGCAUCUGACUUGCAUAUCCGGACAUAUUUUAUUUCUCUGUUCCAAUUGAAUCAGUGUCUAUACACACACCCUUUCUAACCACAUUAAAUACAGAUUAUUAGAGAAAAAUAGGAACCAGGAGUCUCUUAAGUGGUCUUUCCUAUUCUUCCCACCCUACUAAAGCAGAUGGAAGGAAUACAGUGAUUCAGUAGCCACUUUCAAAAUUCUUUCUUUGUAGCUUCAGCUGACUCUGCACAGGCCAGGCUGUUGCUAUUGCUGACCAUAUUCCCCCUCUAUUUGGCUCACAUCCACUAGCCCAGGAGUUCUUAACCUUAUCUUGUGUCAUGGACACCACCACCCCUCCUGGAAUCUCUGCUUUGAUAAAGCAGGCAAGAGCUGUGUGAGUGAAUAAAUAGUAUAUAAUGCUUAAACAGUUAUACACCUCUUGCUAUGGCUCCACACCUGAACAGAAGUACUAGAAGUGGGCUGAGAAGGAAAUAUGCCCUCAGAUAAGUUCCUGAAGAUGUUCUGCUGCGUUUUUAAGCCAAUUGAAAUAGGGGACAUGAAUAAAGAAAGCUUUAUAAGGCUUCGUUCCAUGACCAAACCAGGACCAUCUUGGGUCCUUGUCAUAUUUCCUUAGAGUAUCUGAAACUUUGUAGGCCAUAUGAUGUGUUGAGCCUUAUCUCCCUUCAUCUCUGUUUGUUCCUUUGCUUUUUGGGUAGUCAGUCCCAUCAGGAUAUAGGACCGCUUUUGACUUCUGAUUAUAUGGAUUGUCUCUUCAUUUCCAAGUAGAAGACAAAAGAAAAAUGUAAAAAUGUUUUUGAUCCAAAUAACAAAUGCCCACAUAGAGGAAAUGAAUACUACACGGACAAAAGUCAAACUUUGGACCCAAGCUUCCACCUAAAUACCCACAAUUUCCAUGAAAUUAUCUUGGGGCUUUUAGGGGAUUCCUUUGCAUAUGAAAAUAAGACAAUUCACUUCCACUACAGAGCCACAUCUCUUGCUAAAGCAGAUAUGUUCUUUGACAUAAUAAGGCCUGAAGUAGAGUAGUGUCACCUUUCCCUUAGUAUUUCAGUAACAGUGUGGGUAUUUAGAAUUGCUGGCAGGACAAUUUUGUCAGUCACCAUUUAAGAAAGAAUCCAGUUCUUAAUUGGUGGAGUUUCUGUAAAACUGAAAGUUUUUAUUAAAAGAAAACUAAACCCUUCUAUUUUGAAUCAUUUGGAAUAGAAAAAACACUCUCCAGGUUUGAUUUUGUAUAGUGAACAAGUUUAUCUCCUUUUCACAAAAAGCUGUCACUAGAUUAUACGAGACAAAAUCUUGGCCGAAUAAUAUUUUAGAAAUUUUCAAAACUCUAAGGAGUAAUGUCUUCUACUUUGAUAAAUAGAUUUCGUUUCCAAAUUGAUGAAAAUAAAUAUUCUCUUUACAAACUAAAGAUAUUUGUCUAGAAUAAGUGGGCCUACUAUCCCCAAGUAAAUAUCAUCUGUGACUAUGAAAUGUAUCAUGUAUAUAUAACAUUAGGAUGUGCAUACAUGUGUCGUGUGUGUACAUAUAUGUAUACAUAUAUAUCCAACCUCAAUAAUCUAAUCCUUUUUGUGACACUAUCAAAUGGGUUAUGAGGAUGGAGAUCUGUUAUAACCAAGCAGAAAAGGCCUGGCUAAUAUCUAUAAUGGGUAAAAAACAAUUAGCAAAGUCAUGAAUUAUUCUUCUGUUUAGCCUUAAACAGGAAAACGACUCACUAGUUAUAUAAUAAUUGUUUUGAUGUCAAUGUCGAAAUUUUCGCUUUUGAAAAGGAUAGAAAUCUGUUAUGGCUAAAGAGAAAAAUCCUAGCUAAUCUCCAUAACAGGGAAGAACAAUUAGGAAAGUCAUGAAUUAUCCUUCCAUCUUGAUUCAAAUAAGAAGACAAGUUGCUCAAGUAACAGUUUAUGCUAUGAUUGUGAGUAUUAGCAUAUGAACAUGUUGUUUGGGACCUGGUAUCCUGGUAUGAAUAAAAGACUAAUUCAAACAUUCUUUAGUUCAAAAAUCAAUCACAGUUUCAUUUAUUAAAGGUCCACCAGAGGCCUGUAACCAAGCAGAGUGGAACUGCACAAGAAAUCAAUUAUCUUGGGUUCAUUUUCUUUUUGUAAAGUAUAACCAGAUGGAUCAUUUAUGAAUGUUAUUUGUCCUUUCUGUCAUCGUGUAGUAUGACAUAGCUAUCCAACCUCAAAGCAGAAAUUUGUCAUGUUUGAUCCUUUAAUGGAAGAAUAAUCAUAUUGAACUUUUAUAUGCACCAUUUGCAUUUUAUCCAUUAUAUAAUCCUCCCUGGUCCCUUUUACAAUAGAUUUGAUGUGUAGGGUGUUGGGUUUUUUUCAUCUAAAGAAGUCUGUGUUUCUUGGAAAGCACACUGUUAAUAUCCAGUCACAUUGUUUCCUCUGACAGCUGAUAUGUACUUGAUGUUUUGACAGAAGGUUUUUGCUUCAUGUAUUAAGGCUUAUUGACUUGUGGGGUACAGACUGUGCCUAUAUGCAAAUU
Dromiciops gliroides (monito del monte) is the source of this 8742-nucleotide messenger RNA. RefSeq names its product Ras protein specific guanine nucleotide releasing factor 2 (gene RASGRF2). The record is from RefSeq and is a predicted model, not a curated record. Gene Ontology annotation, molecular function: protein binding; guanyl-nucleotide exchange factor activity. The coding region runs from base 139 to 3861 and encodes 1240 amino acids. Lineage: Eukaryota; Metazoa; Chordata; Mammalia; Microbiotheria; Microbiotheriidae. The transcript has 27 exons. Gene Ontology annotation, cellular component: plasma membrane. Gene Ontology annotation, biological process: positive regulation of GTPase activity; Ras protein signal transduction.